Molecule: messenger RNA, 4566 nt
Organism: Ornithodoros turicata
Lineage: Eukaryota; Metazoa; Arthropoda; Arachnida; Ixodida; Argasidae
Exons: 10
Coding region: 95-880 (261 amino acids)
Cellular component (GO): cytoplasm
Source: RefSeq, a predicted model, not a curated record
CCAGCCCCUCGCAGGUGCAGUAAACAGCCAGCUUCACGCAAUUCCUCGAACAGUCAUUAUUUCACUCUGUGCUCUGGAAACAGCCACAGAAGUGAUGAGAUCCCAGUUGGCACUGGGCUUGGUUUUCGUUUGCUAUACCAUCAGCUUUGUCAUCUGCGGCGAACGUGUUGAAUAUGUAGACGCUGGCAAGAAAAAGGAGCCACCAAAGAAGCUUCGUGACAGUAAACAAGGUGUCAAAAUGGGUGUCAAAAGCGCCAGCUGUGAUGAUGGAAGGAGCAGACUGGAAGUGGACUAUGAUGGAUCUCCAAUAGAGCACACUUGCUACACUCCAAAGGAGCCCUACCCUCCUGAAUCAGAAGAGGAACUUCCCUCCACGAUGGAGUGCGACAAAAUAAAAGGAAGAUACUCCCCCAGCCAUUACUGCAUGAACCGGAGAAUAACAUAUGACCAUUACCUUCCAACACAUGAGGGCCAUCGUCCACUGUGGGCAGUCUAUGGUGAAUACAAGUAUUGUCCUCCACAGAGGUGGCUCCAUAAUGUUGAGCAUGGAGCACUUGUCAUGCUCUACCAUCCAUGCACACUGCCGAGUCUCGUGGACAAGUUGCGGGACAUAGUAAAGAGCUGUCUACGGAAAUACAUUAUUACACCUUAUAGGCAGCUUACACGUGAAAGGCCACUAGCCCUCGUUGCUUGGCGCUGUCGGUAUGAGAUGAACACAGUAAAUGAAAAGGAAGUGAAGAAGUUCAUCAAGGCAAGGGCAAUGAAAGCACCUGAAUCACACUAUCCGAGAGAUGGCUACUACAAAUUUGAGCUAAUAGAACAAUCUUCUGCACCUCCUGGCUCGGAUAUCAGAGAUUCUGUUGUCUGCCCGAAACAGUGAUGUGCUCGUUCUUUUUGGUGAUACGAACCAGGGCCCCCUUUCGCAAACGUUGAGGAAAUUCCUCAGUGCCAUCCUUAGUGGCACUGCCAGUGCUCCAGGCAUGAGCAGCAUUGAGGACGGUAGCAUGUGCACGAGGCACUACAGAAGCUACUGAAGAAUCUCCUCAACUGUAGCGCAAAAGGGCCCAGAUGCCAGGUCAUGCUUUUUUUCCUUGUCACAUUGGCAGUCUUCAGUCAUCAUUGAAACCAGUGGUCAUUGAACAUGCACAUAGCACCACCAAGUGUGUAAUAUGUCAACUUCUCAUUGAGCAUUGAAUUCAAGAGCAUUGCAUUCAAUUCAAGAGCAUUGAAUUCAAUGCUCCCCGACAGGUUCACACAUCACACACUUGGUGGCGCUACGUGCAUGUUCAAUUUAGGGUGCCUGAAUACUAGCUCCCUCUGUGUAGGGUGAAGGCAACUGCAUCGUCUGCUACGAAUUUCCGCCAUCUUCAUGCCCACACACAGCUCGCGGCGUCAAAAUGGUGGCUUUGCGGCACACGCUUCUACAAAGGAUGACUCCACCCUACACACAGGGAGCUGUUAUUCAGGCACCAUAGUUCAAUGGCCAUUGCUUUCAAUCUUCAUUGAAGAUGACCGGUGUGAGAGGGGUAUUAAAGCAGUGUUUAUCUGCUACGUACAUUACGUUUCGCUUGAGAACAGUGCCACAGAGGUCUCUGUGGUACAAGUGAUAAUUUAGAUAAUCCACGACGAUGCGAAGAUAAGCACAGAGGUACAAUGCUCGAUAUUUUAAGCUGGUGCUCUACAAGCACUGCGUAAACAACAUAGGGCCUUGUGUUUUCAGGUUUUAAGUGUUUUGAAAACCAGGCAGUAAAAACUGGGUUUUAUUUCAGAAGCCAUAACUUCGCAAUUUGCCAAGUUAGUUUUUUGGGUAUUACCCUAGUAACGAUGCAAAUCGAGGGGGGGGGGGGGGGGGUAAAAAUGGGUUAUACCCUAAAACAUAUGGCCCUAUUGGUAAACAAUUGUACAUAGCCAUUCGUCAAAAUACCCAAGCAGCACAAGAAUGUGCGAUACGUUAGUACCACAGAACCACGAAUUUAUUUUAAUGGUGAUGACUGCUCUACCUCAUUGCUGGAGGUAAAGUGGUGAAAUGUACCACAAAAGUAAUGUGCUAGGUUACAUUCCAUUCCUUAUAGCUCUCCCUCAUUGGUGGUGGCAGUAAGGGAGAAGAAAACUAAGAACAAACCACCUAUAUAUUCCACUCGUAGCGGGUCUGGGGCUCAGUUUCAACAAAGCUUGCCUGUCAUGGAAACAUUAUUGGAGGCUUCCCCAACGUCUCGUUUUCUUUAAUUCAUUGCUUCAGCUUUCUCAGUGCAAUGUUGUGAAGCAUGUGCACACAUAAAAGCUGCCCAACAGUGGUCCAGAGUAGCAUUUAACGCCGGAGGCGUGCCACGCAAUAGACCUUUUUAGAAAAGCAAGCAGCACCUUUGGCACGCAAGGGCUCAUGGGAACUUCGAGUGCCUUACAGCAUUAAAGUAGCACAGAAGUCAUUUUUAACACCCAGGUUUCUUCCUAUAAAACUGUUAAGUAGGCCAGUAAGAUGCACCAUGCGAAGUAAUUUACACCACGGAGUCAUAAUUAUAGCAGAAAUUGAAUUUAAAAUACGCCGCAAAAAGCGACCGUGCGCAACGGCGGUGAAGAGCAGUACCAGCCUGUGAUCUGCCUGGAACCUCGCGCUGACGCUAUAAGGAGAAUGCUCGCUGAUUGGCCUAGAGAAAUGUUGUCUGCUACUCCGCUGUCGUCUGCUACUCGGCUGUUCGGGGUUCUGAUAAAGCCUUUCUCCUUGCUCGGUAAUGCUUCGGCCGCUCCUUCUAUCCCCAGUUCUCCGGGAAAACUGGCAAAACAGGUUUACGUCGGCAAAGGGACAAGGCGCUGACCCCCACUGACCGGCAAACCAGAACGAGUCUCCUUAUGCCGUCAUCGGUGACGUGGCAUCAUACCUCAUCCUCGUUAUAGCUGGAGUGGCGAGUCAAGGGUGAAGGCGUGGAGCUAUGUUUAUGUGAGUUUCUUUUCUGGGAAACAAAUUGCACAGAUCAAAACCUUUCGCGCUACUCGGUAUAAUGACACACACACUUUCAUCAGAUGUCUUAAUCUGAAAUUUUUUUGGAUGGCCCUCUGUACUCCUUUAAGAGACGGCCAGAGGCGGAGGUACUAGAAAAACAACAAUAUUCCCAGUGUGCGCAGUAGCAGCAGCGUCUGCCGUGAUAAACCAUAACCGAAGCAGACGACAGAGCAGUGUUCCUCAAAGUUCCCAUGCUAGUUUGCGCCGCACGCUUGGUGGCGUGCUUAUCUUUGUAAAAUCGUCUAUUGCUUCGUUCGAGGCCGUUGGGGAACGAAUGAAUGAAUGUCUUUCUAUGAAGCCUACAGCAGUAUCUUGUCGCAGCACUUUACAUUGUGUCUACCUUCCAGUUUUGAAGGCUUUCGGAUAUUUCUACGUGGACGAUCAUGUUGCUAACACGUGCUACACUUUUUGCCAACUGACGUACUGUCUGUGGAUGUUGUGAUAAGAUGUUUUGCUACUUGUAUUUAUGAGUGAUAUUGUCUGUGUAUUUAUGCAGUACCAAUCCCUCAAAACAUGCUUGCGUGGUGUGGAAGUGUACACCUAAAUCGAAGGCAGCAACUUAACCAUUCUCCUACCUCUUCACGAGAAGUCGCCGCAGGCCUCUGGUUUUCCAGGUACCUGUGGGCUUGUGUACUACGGGCGAGGGACAGUCAGUACAAAGGUUAGCAUCGAGCAAUGGGCAAUACCCAGAUUGCAUAUGUAACUCAAUCACAAGUUUUGUACUAAUUUGGGUAGUACUUGUGACCCACUAUAAAAGUAAACAAAACAAAUUAUCUUUGUUAUCGUAAAUACUGCUAUUCGAGACAAGUAUUAAGGCAUGCAUUUGGCAGCUUGUGUCCAGGAAUAGCUAAUCUUUCUCCUCUAAAGCUUUGUGCAAAAUAAAUAGGUGCCCUUUAUUGUACUGUAGCUAUCAGUUCUCGUAGAAGCUUUGGGGACCACCAAACAUUCUUGAAAACGUCCUCUACACAAUGACAUGCUCUCUCCCUCUCAGAGAACUUCUGGCUGACUGUCCCCUGGAAGCUUUGAGUUUUUAGGAGAUACUAUUGGAAGGUGGUGUUUGAGGGAGUCUGUUAGGAUGGUUUUGCAGUUGAGCUGUCUUGAAAGGAAAAAUAUCAAUAGCAAACUGACAGAGUUGUGCUCUUUCAAAUUCUAAAGCAAACAUUUUAGAGCAGGCAAAGAUAAACAACUAUGCCUGAUGGAAAGGAAUGGGACUAGUUAGUAAAUUUUAUACAACAUACUGAAAUAUAUUGAAACUAGUCAUUAGUAUUCCCAUGUGAACGUUUUUGUGCCUUUCAGAUAUUUUGAAUACAGAACAAAGGUAUUUAUACCGAAAACUAGCAUGUACAUACAACACUACGUAAAGCUCUGUAUAUAAUUAGUCCCGCUUUCUUUUCAAAGUAUUUAGCAUUUGAAAACGUUACCGACUGCACUCAUGAGCCGUGCUGAAUUAAAAUACAUAUUCCAUUUGCUUAAACGUUUUGUAUCGAUAACAGCCUACAACCGCAGUUGUACGCAUCUGCAGAUAUUGUAAACUGUGAACUCGUGUCCAAUAAAAUGUGCAUCCCUUU